Messenger RNA from Dromaius novaehollandiae (emu), 2178 nucleotides. RefSeq names its product keratinocyte proline-rich protein-like. Bases 90 to 1157 code for a protein of 355 amino acids. Lineage: Eukaryota; Metazoa; Chordata; Aves; Casuariiformes; Dromaiidae. The record is from RefSeq and is a predicted model, not a curated record. The transcript has 2 exons.
UAAAAGUUCUCAAAUCUCCAUACUCCACCAUCCACUUGACUUCGUGCAUCUACCUGUUGGUUGGCUGGAUUAUCUUGUUCCGUGCAAAGAUGUCUGCGCACCAAAUGCAGUGCAAGCAGCCAACCACCCUCCCACCCGGCCUGAGCAAAAGCACUUCAAAGCAAAGCCAAGAGCCUGUGCCAUGCGUUGAGCCGGUACCGUGUCCUCAACAGCAGCAGCCUGGAGUUCAGAUCCCAGUGCCGUGCCCAGAACCAGUCCCUGUAGUGGUGGUGCCAGGCCCAGAAAAAGCAGCACCGGUAGUGGAACCAGGCCAAGGACCAACGCCAGUUGUCGUGGUACCUGAGUGUCCACCCCAGGAACAGCAGCAGCAGCAGCAAUGCAAGCUACCACCAACUUUCCCUCCUGUCCCAUGCCCUGAGCCUGUCCCAUGCCCUCCAGAGAAACUACCAUGCAAAGAGCUGCCGGAGCCAGCCCCUGUUCCCUGCCCUGAACCAGCUCCAUAUCCCCAGGAGGAGCAGCAGGGCAAGGAGAUCCCCGUGCCAGCCCCUGUUCCCUGCCCUGAACCAGCUCCAUAUCCCCAGGAGAAGCAGGAAUGCAAGGAGAUCCCAGUGCCGAUCCCUGCUCCCUGCCCUGAACCAGCUCCAUAUCCCCAGGAGAAGCAGGAAUGCAAGGAGAUCCCAGUGCCGAUCCCUGUUCCCUGCCCUGAACCAGCUCCAUAUCCCCAGGAGGAGCAGCAGGGCAAGGAGAUCCCAGUGCCGAUCCCUGUUCCCUGCCCUGAACCAGCUCCAUAUCCCCAGGAGGAGCAGCAGGGCAAGGAGAUCCCAGUGCCGAUCCCUGCUCCCUGCCCUGAACCAGCUCCAUAUCCCCAGGAGAAGCAGGAAUGCAAGGAGAUCCCGGUGCCAAUCCCUGCUCCCUGCCCUGAACCAGCUCCAUAUCCCCAGGAGAAGCAGGAAUGCAAGGAGAUCCCGGUGCCAAUCCCUGCUCCCUGCCCUGAACCAGCUCCAUAUCCCCAGGAGAAGCAGGAAUGCAAGGAGAUCCCGGUGCCGAUCCCUGCUCCCUGCCCGGAGCUGGAGCAGUGCUCCCUCUCGGAGAAGUGUCCGCCCGUCGAGCAGCAGCAAGUGAAGCAGCCCAUCCAGUGGCCGCCGGCGCAGAAGUAGGAGAACAAGGAAAGCCUUGAAGAAAGAAGCAGAGUAGCAGCCCAUCCUGCCUCCCCUCGCCUUGCAAUUAGCAGUCAUUUUCCAUCGCCCUUUUAUUCGCUGCAGAGUUUAGCACAGCUUCCACCCCGCCGUACUCACGCUAACAGUAUCCUGUACUAACAGCCAUAUACUAACUGCACGUCAGGACCGUCAGUGGACAGUAGAGCUUCACGGAGCGUGGGUAGGCACACGCAUUUGACUUUCUAGUGGCCUGACUCUCCCUCCUCUCCCAGUCAUCCCGCUGGUUUUCGCAGGCCGGGAGAGAGACGGAGAGCAUGACGGCAGGCUGCGGCCAGGGCUCGUGAAGCUGAUACCCAAACCUAACCCGAACGCAGAGACCCCGAGCUCAUCGCGCGGCCCUGCACGCUGCCUCCUGCUUUUCACGCUUCCCUCCGCAGCUCCCCGUAGGCGCGUGCCGUCUCCUGCCUCGCAUUUAGGGGGUUUGCCUAUUAAUAGAAGGAUUUGGGGGUUGUGCAGAACCUACUAGUACUAGUUCUGGUCCAUGGCAACAAGACUUGCCAGAAUCAUGAAUCCACAGUGCUAAAUACUUCAGGCAAUGCAAAAUCCAUUGGGCUAGAGGAAAUAGAAAGGUUUUUACUGAAGAUCCGUCACCUUUUAAUUAUCUGUUUGGCCGAAUUGGUAGUAAUCAGCCCUCAGCACUUUCCUCAGAGCUCACCGUAGAUUCUCUAGGAUCUGUAAAGAACAGCGCAAGCCGAGGGUAUUUAUGGAAAAGAUAUAGGUGAUUAAAUCCAACCCAGACAUAUUUUGAAAUAAAUUAACCUCAGGUGUGGCCUCCAUCUAUUACACAGACUAAAGGAGGAGGUACACACAGUGCUGUCCGAAUUACGCUCUGGAACAUGUUUCACCGCACAGUCUUGUUGCCUGUGUGUUUGGUACUUAUCUCUAAUUAUUUUAGGCUGAUAUUGUAUCCAAGAUUUAUUUCACUGUGAAAAUCACCAAUAAAAAUGACUUUGAAUACUGA